Molecule: messenger RNA, 2097 nt
Organism: Funneliformis geosporum
Lineage: Eukaryota; Fungi; Glomeromycota; Glomeromycetes; Glomerales; Glomeraceae
Source: the annotation of a GenBank genome assembly
AUGUCAAACGGUUUGAAUCAAGUUUUUCAAAACUGUCGAGAACAAAAACGACCAGCUUUUAUCGCUUUUAUAACAGCUGGAUAUCCAGACCCGGAAGAAACCGUUGAUUUGUUACUGGGACUUGAGGCUGGCGGUGCAGAUAUCAUUGAAUUGGGUAUCCCGUUCACUGAUCCUUUGGCUGAUGGUCCUACAAUUCAAGAAGCCAACAAUGUAAUUGAUUCAACGAAAAAGUUCACUGUAGCGCUUCAACAUGAUAUAGACAUUACAAAAUGUUUGUCGUAUGUAUCCGAAGCAAAAGCUAAAGGACUCAAAGUUCCUAUAGUGUUCAUGGGAUAUUAUAAUCCAAUUCUUGCUUAUGGCGAGCAAAAAAUAGUCGAUGAAUGUAAAAAAGUUGGCGUUAAUGGAUAUAUUGUAGUUGAUUUGCCUCCAGAAGAAUGUGAAAAGUUUAGGACCAUUUGUAAUGAAAAAAGUCUUAGUUAUAUCCCUCUAAUCGCUCCUUCGACUUCCGAAGCGCGUAUACGUCACCUUGCACAUGUUGCCGAUACUUUUAUCUACGUGGUAUCAAGAAUGGGAGUAACGGGUUCAAGAGAUACUAUCAAUGCGGAAUUACCAGAAAUAAUUUCGAAAAUUCGAAAACAUACAGAAUUACCUCUUGCUGUUGGGUUUGGUGUUACCACGAGAGAACACUUUAAAACUGUCGGUUCAUACGUUGAUGGUGUUGUAAUUGGUAGUAAGAUCGUCAAUGUCUUGAAAUCAGCACCCAAAGGUAAAAGAAUCGAGGCCAUAAAAUCAUACGCGUUGGAAGUUUGUGGUAGAGCGGCUGAAGACGUCAAGGAAGAAAAUGCUAAAGAGGUCAAAUUAUAUAGUACUCAAGAUAAUGGUCGAAGUAUCGAGUGUAAGGAUUCUUCAAAUAAUACACUGGAUGCUCGAUUUGGUGAUUUUGGGGGUCAAUACGUCCCUGAAGCUUUGGUUUUUACAGAAGCAAAAGAUGAUCCGGAAUUUUGGAAAGAAUUUCGAUCAUUUUAUGAUUAUAUGGGUAGAGAAUCACAAUUACAAUUCGCGGAUAGAUUAACAGAAAACUCUGGAGGUGCAAGAAUUUGGUUAAAAAGGGAAGAUUUAAAUCAUACAGGAUCACACAAGAUUAAUAACGCAAUAGGACAAGCAUUAUUAGCAAAGCGUAUUGGUAAAAAAAGGAUUAUUGCAGAAACCGGAGCUGGACAACACGGCGUAGCCACCGCUACCGUUUGUGCUAAAUUCGGGUUAGAAUGUGUUAUUUACAUGGGAGCCGAAGACGUUAGAAGACAAGCCUUAAACGUUUUUAGAAUGAAAUUAUUAGGGGCUAAAGUUAUUUCGGUGGAAUCAGGAAGCAAAACCUUAAAAGAUGCCAUUAAUGAAGCCAUGAGAGAUUGGGUAACUACUGUUCAGUAUACGCAUUAUUUGGUUGGUUCGGCGAUUGGACCUCAUCCAUUCCCAACUAUGGUGAGAGAAUUCCAAUCUGUGAUUGGAAGGGAAUCAAGGGAACAAAUGAUAAAAAAAGCGGGUAAAUUACCUGAUGUGGUUGUUGCUUGUGUUGGUGGUGGAAGUAAUGCUAUUGGAUUAUUUCAUCCGUUUAUCGAGGAUGAAAGCGUAAAAUUUGUAGGAGUUGAAGCUGGUGGUGAUGGGACGGAUACCGAAUUUCAUUCGGCAACCUUAUCGGUAGGUACACCGGGAGUGUUUCAUGGAACGCGCACUUAUUUAUUACAAGAUAAGAAAGGACAAAUCAAAGCUACACAUAGCAUUAGCGCGGGAUUAGAUUAUCCUGGUGUAGGACCUGAACAUGCGUGGCUCAAAGAUACGGGUCGCGCAAGUUAUGUUGCUGUUACAAAUAAAGAUGCUUUAAUUGGAUUUAGGAAAAUGUCCGAGUUGGAAGGAAUUAUUCCAGCUCUUGAAACGAGCCAUGCUAUUUAUUAUGUUCUAAAGCUUGCUUCUACGAUGAACAAAGACCAAGAUAUUCUAUUGUGUCUAAGUGGACGAGGUGAUAAAGAUGUUGUGUCUGUAGCCGAAGCUUUACCUAAAUAUGGUCCUCAAAUUGGUUGGGAUCUCAGAUUUGAAUCUUAA